Trifolium pratense (red clover) is the source of this 1583-nucleotide messenger RNA. RefSeq names its product pyruvate dehydrogenase E1 component subunit beta, mitochondrial. Bases 244 to 1326 code for a protein of 360 amino acids. Gene Ontology annotation, molecular function: pyruvate dehydrogenase (acetyl-transferring) activity. Gene Ontology annotation, biological process: pyruvate decarboxylation to acetyl-CoA. Lineage: Eukaryota; Viridiplantae; Streptophyta; Magnoliopsida; Fabales; Fabaceae. The record is from RefSeq and is a predicted model, not a curated record. The transcript is spliced from 15 exons.
UGGUAAGAAUUCCACGUUGUGGCCGUGGAGACCUGGGCUCGAAUCCCAGCAGCCACACUUCUAUUUUUUUUUCAUUUUUUUUUUGCGGCAUAAGACAAAACGACACCGUUUAGCACCUUCGCUCAAUUCACGCCUUAUGAAUAAAUUCAGAGUGAAUGUGAAUGAUAAAACAAACCCGCUCUGUAAUCCCAAUUCCCGAUCUCACUCGCGUAAGUUUUAUUUAAUCAAGUUCAAGGAAGCAAGAUGUUGGGUGUCAUAAGAAACAAGAGUAUUCGCCAUACCCUCUCCAAUUUCAGACAGUUCUCUUCUUCCGCCAAACAGAUGACAGUGAGAGAUGCUCUCAAUUCUGCGCUUGAUGAGGAAAUGUCCGCUGAUCCUAAAGUUUUCUUGAUGGGUGAAGAGGUUGGAGAAUAUCAAGGUGCAUAUAAGAUAUCCAAGGGACUUCUGGAGAAGUAUGGCCCUGAGAGGGUUCGUGACACUCCCAUCACUGAGGCUGGGUUUACUGGGAUUGGAGUUGGCGCUGCUUACUAUGGUCUAAAGCCUGUUGUGGAGUUUAUGACAUUUAACUUCUCCAUGCAGGCAAUAGAUCACAUCAUUAAUUCUGCUGCGAAAUCAAAUUACAUGUCUGCUGGGCAAAUAUCUGUACCUAUUGUCUUUAGAGGACCCAAUGGUGCUGCUGCUGGUGUUGGUGCUCAACACUCUCAUUGUUAUGCAGCUUGGUAUGGAUCGUGCCCUGGGUUAAAAGUUUUGGCACCAUAUUCAUCUGAAGAUGCUCGUGGUUUACUUAAAGCGGCUAUAAGGGACCCUGAUCCUGUAGUUUUCCUUGAAAAUGAGUUGUUAUAUGGUGAGUCAUUCCCUGUUUCCGCCGAAGUUCUUGAUUCCAGUUUUUGCCUUCCCAUUGGAAAAGCGAAGAUUGAGAGAGAAGGAAAAGAUGUGACUAUUACAGCCUUCUCAAAAAUGGUUGGCUUUGCUCUAAAGGCUGCUGAGAUACUGGAAAAAGAAGGAAUCAGUGCUGAGGUUAUUAAUUUACGUUCAAUCCGGCCGCUUGAUCGAUCCACCAUCAAUACUUCUGUCAGGAAAACCAACAGACUGGUGACAGUUGAAGAAGGGUUUCCUCAGCAUGGUGUUGGCGCUGAAAUCUGUACAUCCGUCAUUGAGGAGAGUUUUGGCUAUCUUGAUGCACCGGUUGAGAGAAUUGCUGGGGCUGAUGUUCCCAUGCCUUAUGCUGCAAAUCUAGAGAGAUUGGCUGUCCCACAGGUUGAAGAUAUUGUUCGUGCUGCAAAGAGAGCAUGCCACAGAUCUGUGCCUUUGGCUGCAGCUGCCUAAAAUUAUCAAUUUAGUCCUAAAUUUUUUCAAGUUGUGGUUUGUUGUUUGGUAACCCUUGAUGUUACCGAAAAUUAUUGCUCCCAAAUUUCCACCACAUCGUCAUAAAGAAAGGUUUCACUCAUUGGAUGCUUUCAUCCGGGUUUCAACCCGGAAUUUCAGUGGUAUUUGUAACUCCAUUUACAAACAAUAGAAAAGGCCACUGUACAAUUACAGACACAUUUUCAUCAACAAAAAAAUACAGACAUUUAAUGUCCAAA